AGCUAAACUCAGCGCCGGUGUGGAGCGGGACGCGCUGCCUGUCUCCGGCAAGCUGUCGUCGCCCCAACAGCAACGGGACGGGCGAGGCAGCGGCCGAAGCAGUCACCACGCGUGCUGCGAGCGCUAGGCGUGCUUAAGGGCUGCCCCAGCAAGUGGGCAGCACCAAGCAAGCAACCAUGGCGCGCCGCGUGACCCGCGACCGCGUGCCCGAACGGAAGGAGAUUAUCCUGUGGACGCACGCCGACAAGACCAGGCAUGCCCCUCCCGGUAUUAUACCGCCCGGUACCGAGUUCGCGCAGAUGAGGCCCAAGAAAUUACGCCCGAACUUCUCCGGCAAGCAGGGCGCGCCGACGACCCAGGACCUGCAGAACAUCGACCAGUUCCUAGCGUCGCUCGAAGCGCGGACGAACGAAUUAUUACAGCCAAGGGAACCGUCGCCCAUAAAAAAGAAGACGCAGAAGAGGACGAAGCGCGGCCUACUGGUCGAGAAGCCAUUUCUCAAUGACCGCCAGCACCGGGAGCUCAGCGGCACGGGCCUCUUCCCCAUCGACGACGAGGCGGAAGCGCGCAAGGAGUCUCAAUCGGUAGAAACGUUCCUGAGGAGGUACAAGUACCAAAGGAAGCUUAGUAUGCGAUGCGUCAAGAUCCAGGCGUUUAUCAGAAUGCGGCCGCGACGAAGAGCGUUUGCGAAGCGAUGGGCUCGUCGAAACGCGAAAAGGCUCCACCACUUACUAGGGUGGAGAGCGGUGACGCAAGGGGCCAAGUUCUUCGCGCAUUGCCACAUGAGAAGGCAUUUGAGAGCUUGGAGAUUGCAGACGGAGGACCAGAAGCAGCAGGCCAUUGUCACGUGGGCGAUGUUCAAGCAGCGGCUGGGCAAGGAGAAUUUGACGGUCUGUGCCGUGAACCUCUUCUUUGAAUCCAGUGAAAUGCCGCCGCCUCCCUCACCAACAAUCAAGGCGGUGACGGUCGGUAUUCAACGGAAGAUUUUCGGCGUGAUCUGGCGGGGCUGGCGCAAGUAUCUCUCGGACCAGAAGCGGGCGGAACUCGAAGUUUCUACGGUAUUACAGCGAUGCUUGAGGAGGAUGGGCCAAUUCGGGCGCGUGGUCGUCGAGAUGGUUCAUUUGACCUUCCACAUGUGGGCGCGUCUCGCGAAGUUCAAAAAAGCCGUGCGAGCGCAAAACAACCCGCCUAGAUUUGGCAAGCCGCAGCUGCCGGAGUGGGACGCGUACGUUACAUUAUUCACGGGUCGACGAGUUAGGGCGAGGAAAGCGGAGAAGGUCGGGAAAGUAGCGAUGAAGCGGAGGUACCAUCGAGCCUGGCGUUGGGUUAUUUUUAAUCGUAAAAGGUUGGAGGAUGCCGUCGUCAAGGCUCGCGCGCGGUUGCUGGAAGCGCAAGUGGUCAAUAUCCUGCGGACCUGGAACGCCCACUGUCGUCAAAGAGGUCGUACUAUGAGACGAGGCGCGGUCUACUUUGCAGCGUGGGCGCGCUGGGCCCCUCGGAAAAGGCGAUUACGUAAGACCAAAGUGCGAGUUAAAGAUAAAGUAAACGAGUGGGCCUGUGCCAACGGGAUUGGAACGUGGGUGCGCAAGGUCCACGACGCUCGGGUUUUAUAUGCUUUUCAGCUCGCUCGCGGAUUGACCUUGCAACCGUCGCCGCAGUAUGAGAGGACUGUACCUUCUACUAUACGAGUAUGCAAGGAAGAUAAAGAACCAGAACCAUAUGAAUUCGAUGCAAGUGAUGCGGAUGCCGUGGCUCGCCGAAGGCAUUUGUCGGCGUACAGCGCCGGCUUGUUACUGCUUGGUAGGGGGCCUUUAUGGUAUACCGUGAAAUGUUUUACUGAAUGGAGGCGAGUAAUAAAAGCUACAGUACGGUGGCGGCGCCAACGAUAUUUAUAUUUACAUAGCAUGGCCAAGCAAUUGCAACGGACCGUGUUGUUAGCGUGGCAGGGCGUGGCCAAAGGGGCUGCGGUACCUUGCUUAUUACCGAAUGGUUCGCGCUUGUCGCUAGAUCCUCUAAAACCCCUGGACCGCUUCGCGGAUACGUGUCACAAGGUCUUCGUCGAGAACUGCCAAGCGGAACUAUUAGUUGAGGAUCGGGCCAUGGCUUUAUCUUUCGGGGGAGGAGGCAUCGACGACUGCCACGAGUGCCCCGUCGAAGGUAUUGAUGAUGACGACUUCUUCAUCGAGGAUCUGGAGCGACGGCGGCGCGCGUUAGCGGAGCACGGCGACGUCGUGCAGUCGGAGAAGCUAAGGACGGCCGCUGAUGAAGGUGAGUUAGACGCCGUGAAAAACGCUCUACGAAGCGGCGCUUCUGUCGACAGUCGCGACGAGCUCGGGAGGACGGCGCUGCACCUCGCUUCUUCGCAUUUAGCUUCCAGAUACGUGGAUGUGGUAGCAACUUUGCUCCACUGCGGCGCCGACGCCGGCGCCUUAGACGACAACAAGAAGAUCCCCAUCGACGCGGCCACGAACCCGCAUAUCGCGAAACUACUCGUGGCCCAUCGCUCUCGACUACAGUCCAGGGCUUAUACGCGAAAAGAGCGACGGCAGUAUCUUGAAUUGAGAAUACAAGAACUGGAGCGAAGUGUGUCGUUCUGGUGCCUCUGGAAGUGCUGCAUCUAUCGGGGUUUAGGUUUACUAGCGGGCCGCCUGGAGCAGCAACUCGACCGCUCACCAGCAACACCCAAAGUAGGGGAAGCCCAACCCGGCGAGAGGGAGUGCGCCGCGUCGGCAAGGCGCUCAAUACAAUUGGAAAGGGCCUGGGUCUUCGGGACCGGAGCGACCUCGCAAGGCCUGGCGAAAGCGCUCGCGGUCAAGCAGAACAUGGACGUUUCGAAAGAUGCGGACUGUCCCGCUUUACUGAAGAGAUUCGUGCGGGUCCUGAAAGCGAGACGCAUGCUCGAGGGGCAGCAGCGGCAGCCUACUUGUGAUGCCGAAGCACCGUUCCUGACCGGCGACUACACGCUCGAGUUCCAACGGGCCAAGCGGAAGUUCCUCGAGGCCGAAGAGGCCGCGCGCAUCGCGCGCCUGCCGGUGAACCAGAAGGCCGCUUCCGUGAAAGUGGAGGAGGAGGAGGAACCGAUAAGACCGCGGACCGCGUCCGGCGACCGACGGCGCGAUUUAAAACUUGCUCUAGAUGUCGCUGCUCGUAGAGAUGAUUUGCGGUACGCGGCGCCGCCGCCUCCAGAACAAGAUGGGACGGAUGCGUACGAGGCGAACCAUAGAGCUGCUUUGUGGCUGGGCGAGUGGAAGCGGCGGAGCGCGGACGAGAAGAAACGGAGUGGGACGUUCCGCGGGGCACCUACUCUAGCAGCGGUGACGGGCUUGCUCGAAAAAGAAGCGAGGAGACGCGUGAUGGCUCUAAGAUCGCAAUUCCAGCGCGACGACGACCGCCUGACAAGGGCUCUGGUUCUAGAUACGCACGCGGCGUACGCCAACUUGAUGGAAACACGAGAUGAGUUACGAGCGUCGCAGGAGCAAAAAGCCUGGGAGACCAAACCCCUCGCCACGCGCGAGGCCUUGAAUCCGGCAUUGAGCCCCACGAAGCCGUCUCAGGAACCGAGGAAGCUGCCUGAACAAGUCGCACUGUGGACCACUAAUGGGAAUCCUGAUGCAUUAGCUGCUUCAUUAAGAGACGAUUUUAUCGUCAUACAUGAAAAGCCGCCCGUCGCCGAGUUCCUGGGCGUGCCCGUCUGCACCGUGGCACCUAGAAGUUCUUGUACGGCCUUCCCCGAUACGAUGUUCCACCACACGGACGGCAAUUAUGAGUUGGAAGCGGUCGUCCAGGAGUGCCGGCCCGACUACGGUGAUAGUGAGAGUGACGAGGAGGAGAUCGUGUUACCUAGAGUUCGAGGGUCGCCCUACAAGAAACCUAAGAGAAGGAAGAAGAAGAAAUUGGAUAGUGAUUCUGAGUUGUCGCCGCACCCGCUCGACCCGUCUAGAGAGCGGGACCUAUCGAUUGUACCGAGACCGUGGUUCGACGAGUUCCGGUUAAGGUCGUUACUCGCCGGAGAAAAACGAACGCUGGAACAGCAUCGAAGAAGGGCGCAGCGCGACGUGCUCGCGAGACGAGAGCGACUACGCGUCGCGGGCGAGUCGGCCUACACCCUCGACGAAGCGUUGAGUGCGGUCGCCACGAACCUGAAAGCGCUCGGCAGAACAGAUAUCAACACCAUGUUUGCCGAAUACUAUCCGACCGUGCUCGCGAAGAAGAAGGGGGCUUUCCGGCGAGCGUCGGUGGCCUUGGAUGAGUUGCUGAAUCCUCCUGUGGAAGAAGAGCCGCCGUCGCCGCCCAAGGAGGAGCCUUCGAAGAAGGGUCGGCGUGCUGCCAAGCCUCCUCCUGUUGUUGUCCCAGUGAAAAAGAAAAAGAAGAAGAAGCGCAUCAAUUUUAGAGAUGACGCCUCGGCGGACACGGUGGCGACGCACGAGCCGUGCACGCCCCAGGAAGUGCACGAGCGGGAAGUCCGUCGCGCGACGAGACGCCGCGAUUCUUGUAAAGUUAAGCUCGAUGAAUUACAAGCGAGGCACGAGGCGCUUCGCCAGCAACUGCGUUCAGCGACGCAAGACCAACUCCAAGUCCUCAAGUCGCUGGAGGAGCGGCGGAAGGGCGUCGACCAGGAAAGGCUCAAAGUGGAAGACGAGUAUAGGAGAGAUGCAAGACGCCUGCAAGUCAUCACGAAGGAGUUGCGCGAGGUCAAGUCGAAGAUGCGGAGCCACGACCGUCCUUCAGUGGAUGAACGAGCCAUCAAGAUGGGCAUGCUGGUCGACGGCGAAGAUGACAUACUCCCAUCGUUCGCGAGCGACUCGCUGGCGUCGCCCGACGCGCUGUCGCGGAGUUCAGAGUGGCACAAGCACGGCGCGCGCACGGGCGAGGUGACGGACGCGCCUGGCCUGAAGCGCGGCUCCUUCUCGAGCCUCGAGGAUGCCCACGAGUCUGGCGAGGACGAGGAGUCGGUCUCGGAAAGUUCUGAUGAGGAGAACGUGCUCGCCCAACUCGAACGAUUAAGAGCGGACCGCGAGGACGCCCGGGCCGCCGUCGAGCACGCGCUCGAAGCGGAACGGGCUCGACUACGCGCUGCGGCCGAGGCCAAUUCGGGACCGGUCGAGCUCGAGCAGAAGUACGAGGAGGCGCUGCAGCUCCUAUUUGUGGAAGAAAGGAUAGCGCGAGCACAGAGAGAACGGGAGGAGGCGGAAGCAAGAGCUUCCUUUGGCGUGGAGGCCGGAGCUACCACCUUGUCAGAUGCGGUGGGACCGGCGCCGGCGCCGUCGGACGAAGAUCAAUCGGGUCCUAUUGACGGCCCUCUCAGAAUGUACUGGCGCAAGAUCAAUAAAGGUUUAAGGAAGCGCAACCUCGCGGGCACCAUUGGACAUAACCAAUACAGGGAGGAGUCCGACGAAGAAAAGCCACUGGAAGAUGAUCGCGUGGCCGUCGCGGCCAUGGAGCGCACGGCCUUUCGGUUUGCGUAUGGGAAUCUGGGUAGCAUUGAUGGGGAGCUACUGGACAAAGUGCACGAGGCGGCCGUCGCAGACGCGAAGGAGGCCGGGAAACCGGCGCCGCCGCACCCCAAGUUAAUAGAGCACUUGCAACGGGACCGUUCACAAGUGAACGACGCGACCAUGGCCAUGUGGCAGACUUCUGAAGUCACUCCAUUCUUAUCGAAGGCCGCCGAGGACCCUGAGCACGCGGAAGCACAUCUCGCAGCAGCAGCAGAAGUAGCUCGCGUUGCGGCUCGCGAGAAGAUGGUCGUGUUGGAUCGACAGAUCGGCAACUCCGUGUCCAUUAAUGAUGAGCAGGCUUCCAUGAAGAGGUUUGAUGAAGCCGACCCCAUUCGAGCCAUGAGGCGCCGGGCUUCAGCUGAUGCCGAGACGCUACGACUGAAGGCUUAUGAUCCAUUCUUAUGGCUGGAGGACCAGAAAGCUAAACUACGGGAGGAGCGGCUGAGGAAGGCCGGCCACCGGUCGAACGCGAAUUUGGACGAAGAAUUGGAAAGACAGAAGAAGAUCGCCCAAGAGGACGAAAGGAAGCGCGAACUCCAAACGAAGGUCGUCCACGCCUUCCAGUGGCGGCCGCCGCCGCCGGCACCGGCGGAAGCGCCCGCGCCGGCCGAGGCGCCGGCGCCUCCCCCACGCAUCAAGAUGUCUCAUUUGAUGAUGUUGCGGGCGUUGCAUAGGGUAGCUUUAGGUGGCCACAAGGAGCACGAGAUGGUCGCGCGGGACUUCAGCCAGUGGGGCUUCUUCGUGCGGUCGUUCGUCGUGGCCCGGCGGAAGCUCAAUAUUGCCCGGUUCUUGUCCAAGGCCGUGGACAACUGCAAUUUACCUCCGGACGAGCAUGCGCUCAUCAAGAACUCAUUAAGAGAUCUUACACAACAGAGGGCGCCUUUGCCAAAAUCGGCCAACGACCCGGCAAAACCCAAGCAGUGGGAAGUCACCUAUGCCUGGACGAAGACGAGACUGGGCGCCUGGGGGUCGCAUCUGUCGAACUCUGGUACCAGUCCGGAAAUCCACGACUACUACCGCCAGGGCGUACCUAGGGUGGUGGAGGCGCCGCCGCCGGCCGAGGCGCCCGUCGUCGUUGAAGCGGAGCCGGAACCCGAACCGGAGCCCGUUGUAGAAUCAGUUGAAGUGAUUCCGGGCAUCACGCCGGGCGUCGUCUACCACGGCUCGCGCCUGAAGAUUGAGCCCUUCGCGCCCACGAUGCACGUGAAACCAAGACGGGACUCGCGGACGAACGCGCGGCGCGCGUUCCUGGCCGUCGAGGGCGCGCGGGCGGCCGACGCCGUCGUUGCGACCCACGCGUAUUUGGCUGCGGUGCGAGAGGAGGAAGAACGGGUCCAGAUGGCUGCCGAAGAGGAGUCUUCAAGGCCGGCGACGGCUCAAGUGGAAGAGGCUCAGGCGCCGUCGCCCUACGACCCCGCCAAGCAUCCCAUCUCCGAGGUCUAUGGGAACCGCCCGCCGACGACCGAACAACUGGAGAAAGAAAGGCUGUCCUUCCUCGAGGAGGUCGCGCGAUUGCGAGGCGAGCAAUGGCCCCCGGAGGACCUAGCCACGGAGCCGAAGAACGAGGACGACAAGGGCCCGAACGUGCACUGCGACGACUGCGACAAGGACGCCGGUUAUUAUGAAUUGUUGAUUGCGGCGGCGGAGCGGCGCAAGACGAUGCUCGCCGCGUCGUUUCGACGGCCGGCGACCGAGGCCGGGCAUCGGUUAUGGUGGCGCAACGGGAGUCCCUCCCUGGCGACGGAGCAUCAUGCAUAUACGAGGGAGCGCGCGCGGACGGCGGGCACGCCCUAUAGAGCCGCGGCCGACCAGUUAUUACUAGAAAAGAAAUUUGGCCUCGAGCAUGAUGGGGAUGAGGUAUUGGAGGACGGCGUCGCCGGUUCGAGGGCGCCGUCUCGAUCGUCGCGGACGGUGCGGCCUACUUCCAGUAUAGAUUCGCUGCCGGACAUCCUACCGGGCGUGAAUCUGCGCCGGUCCGAGGACGGGCUCGGUUACGAGUACGACGUUGAAGCCGCGCCGGUCCCCGCAUUUGAAGAAGAGGCACCCGUGGUGGAAGAUCUCAUCAUGGAGACGCCGCGGACGCGGGCGGCGCGCGAGGCGCACGAGGAAAGAUUAAGAAGAGGCGACGACGGGUCGGUCAUGGAGAUGAACGGUCUGGCGAAGCGACCCGUCCCGCAGGGCGCGCCCGCUCUUGUAGCGCGCGAGGCCGUGCUCCAGGGCACGCGGCCGCCCUCGCGAGACGCGUUACGAAGAAGGGCUGCAUUUUUGGCGAGGCAAGAAGUGCUGGGCGUGCACCGGCACGACCUGGGGCCCCUGGAAGCCGCUCUAUCGAAUGAUGCCGUGGACGCUCUCAAUGAAUUACCGGAGGACCAGCGCGACCGCGCCUGGGCGGCGGCGCUCGGCGCGACGGACCCGGAAGAUGCCGAAGCCUACGCCGAGCUCGAGCUCUGCGAGCGCCAGGCGGCGGAGAAGCGGCCGUUGCCGCCGGUCAUAGAACCGGAGCCCUGGCGGCCGGACCCGAAGUGGGGCAUGAACACGGGGCCGCCGGCCACGGACGCGGCCCAUGCGUUCCGCUCAUCUAAAAACCGGCCCGCCUCGCUGACAGUGGGCAAGCCGUCGCCGCGCGGCGCGCCGCCGCCGUCGCCCGUGCGGCGUCUCAAAGUCGUGGAUCCGGUGGAGGAGCGCGCCGCGUCGCCGUUGUCAAGACCCCUGACGGCGCGCGACGACUUUCCGGUGGAAACGGAAGAUGAAAGGAACCAGCGCAUCGAGAGUGAACUCGCCGCGCAGCUCGGUCAAUUGGUGGGCGCGUUGCAGCGCGAAGACGCCGAGGCCGAGGCGCGGGAGCAUCAUGAGAGGGAGCAGAGCUUUCUGCCGCCCAUCUUACCAGAAAAGAAGGUCGAGGUCGUCCCGUACAAAGAACUACUAACCCCGGUCAAUGAAGCCGCGGCGCGGGCCGCUCUGGAUGGAAGCGAUACGUUUGAAUAUAGACCCUACCCCGUGAACUGGAGCAAUUUGAGAGCAAAGACGCGGACGCGGUCCCGAAUUUCUGAGGAUAGUAGAGCUCUCACCGCUCAAAGCAGCCGGUCCGAGGCGAACGCUUCGUUAGUAUCCAACCGCAUCGAGCGGGAAAAGCGGGAAAAGCUGCGCAUGCAGCGGCAGCGUCAAGAAAGAUUACGCAAGUCGCGCGCUCGCGCCGCGGCGGCGAAGGAGCGCCGGCGGAAGCGCGAGGGCACCUGGGACCCGUUGUUCGCGGACGCGCCCGCGCCGCUGCCGGCACGCGCGCCGCUCUUCGAUGAUGUUGAAGGCGCGCCGGCGCCCGCGAAACCCGGGACGGCCUCGACGAUCGUGUCGUCGUGGGACGACACGACGGCCGAGUAUUCGGACAUCGAGAGCCUCGCGACGGUGUCGCAGUCCGCGCGCGCGUCGCGGAGUUCGUUCGGGUCGUUUGCGGAUUGGGCAGUGGUGCGAGAGGAGCAGGAGCUCGACUUUGCGCCGGCGCCGGCGCCCCCCUCUUCUUCCCAGGAGGCAUUCAGCCCGGCGACGCUCACGAGUCCGAUGACCCUUCUCGGGUCCCAGGGUGCAUCUGAGGCCGUUGCGAGCCUCGCGACGCCCUCGACUGAGGCGGUGCCGGCGCCUGCGGCCCUGGCCUCGCCGGCGACCCUCGACUCCGCGUCGUACGUGGCGCCUUCGGCAGUUCUGCCCGGCUCCCGGCCGGCGCCCGCGCCCGCGCCCGAGGCGCCGGCCCCGGCCGAACAAGGGGUCGAGGAGAGCAAGGCCGAGGAGCCGCCGCCGCCGCGCGUCGACACGCUUGCCCCUCUGCGGGACGAGGCGUCGUCGCGGUCCAACUCGACGGCCGCGACGCCUUCCUCCAGACUCAAGCGCGUCGCGUCGACCGCCAAGGUGUUGUCCAGAGCCGAGCGCAAGGCGGCCGAGAAGGAGGCCAAAGCUCGGGAGAAGGAGGAGCGCGAGAAGCUCAAGGAGCGCACGCGGCAGCCCGUCGUGACCGUGCGGCCCAAGGAAUUAAGGGGUGCUUUGGACUCCGUGACGACCGCCCCUAAAAUGCCGAAGGCGCUGUCCAGAGAAGAGAAGGCGGCCAUGCGCCGAACGCGGCGGGCCCUGGGCGAGGAGGAGGACGAGGAGGAGCGGGAAUAUGGUAUUAUGGACCUGGGGGCGAUCAACAAGCGCCUCGCCGUGGAAUCGUCCAAGAUCCAGCACCUGCGGCGGUUCACGGCGGAGUGGGAGGGCGACGUCGAGGCGGACUUCGACUCUGAUUCGGACUAGUCUUCUAAGGAGGUUGUUGUUUGU
This is a messenger RNA of Pelagomonas calceolata, 9800 nucleotides long. The record is from the annotation of a GenBank genome assembly. Lineage: Eukaryota; Pelagophyceae; Pelagomonadales; Pelagomonadaceae.